Molecule: messenger RNA, 5640 nt
Organism: Kalmanozyma brasiliensis GHG001
Lineage: Eukaryota; Fungi; Basidiomycota; Ustilaginomycetes; Ustilaginales
Exons: 1
Coding region: 1-5640 (1879 amino acids)
Source: RefSeq, a predicted model, not a curated record
AUGGCUCCGUCCCAUGGACCGUAUGGUCAAUCACCAAACGCCCAACAGCGCCCAAUCUACCUACCUGCCUCAGCCGCCAACGAUCACCACGACCGAACACUAUCCACACCCACGCGACCUUCGAGACCUUCCUCCGCCCUGCACAGCACAUCCCGCAACAGUGCGGCGGCUUCCAUGCUCCCCGCUCACAGUACCAGGAUGGACGUCAGCGCAUCUGGCUCCAGAGCACCUCGGCUGUCCCACGGCUCUCCUUCCGCCUAUGAGCGCUUUGAUGAAGUCGCUUGGAUCGUCGACCUGAGCUCCCGCAUUGGCGAUGCGCUGGUCUCUCCAGCGCACACCUCUGUCAAGCCUUCCGAUGUUGCAUCCUCCUCCUCGCCGCACACACCACAUGGACUCGUUCGCUCACAGAAUCGCGUACGUCUGCCCCGACCCAGCAAAGAGUUCCGCGAAUUACAGCAGCGCGUGCAGCUGAGCCGUGGCUCGGAGCCUUCUCUGGCGGCUGCCGACACCAGCAUCAGCUCAGCCGCAUCUCUCCGCUCCGACGCCCCCGACGCUUCCGCCAUACAGUGGGCACUGCAGGCUCAGCAAGAUUUUGAUCGCCGCCGCGCUGAGCUGCAACGUUCACGACGAGGCGUCUUGAAGCAUCUCGAAGACGGUCAGGAGGAUCGGGACGAGGACGGCGAUGAACUGCAAGCGGAAGCCGCAUCAGAAUCAGCUGUAGAUCCAGCAGUCCAACGCAGCAUGCUCGCUGCUCGCUCGCUCCAAGAACUGAUCAAUGUUGGCGGAUUCCAGGCAGAGGACGACGAUACCGCAGAGGCUGGAUUGGCAAGUCUGCUCGACAGCGCCGAGGCACUGCCAGGAGGAGCUGCUGAGCUCGGUCCGUCCUCUCUCUUCGAGUCGAAUCGAGCAUCAGAUGGCUCACUCGACAUCGAGUCCAUUCUGCAACAACGCGCAAGAAUGGCCGCCGUCGACGAUCAAGCUCAAGCCAGCACAUCACGACCCACCUCAAGCAUGCUCGAUCUCUCACAGGCUCCUUCUCAUCCAGUCAAACGACCCGUCAUCGAGAUGCUUGACCCUGAGACUUCUCCCGGAAUGAGCCAAACUACGCGGCCAACCGACAGAGAGGCAUCUGCAUCCGGCGAAUCCAGCCCGUCUUCAUUGGACUCUCAGGGAGUGACCAGCGACCACCAACAGGAGCUCGUUCAGGCUUCACAGCAAAGAUCUGUGCCACAUCCGAUGGAUCAGAUCGCAAUCGUCGAUGGAGUCUUCCAAAUCAUUCCAGCGCAAUCGCAUGCGUCUUUCGACCCGCGACAAAGUCCUGCCCCAGCUCUUCACGAUGCCGAGGUGAGCGACGUUGAAGCUGCAUCGGAUGACGAAGACGAGGACGCAGUCGGGCACAGCCAAGAAGAGGAGAGGGAUGAUGCGUCGGAAGAGGAUGGCUCCGACGAGGACGAGGACGAAGAUUCGGAGGAAGAGGAGGACGACGAGGACGAGGACGAAGAGAUGGAUGACAGCGCGGAGCGGGGCCGUGCAGCCCCUUCCGCAUCGCGACAGUAUCACGACGGCUUCGGAGGCGUAAGCACUCGAGAUCUGCUGUCCGAAGGUCCUGCUGGUGAUGCCGACGAGCCCAUCGUCUUGUCCGACUCGGAGGACGAGCCAGAAGACGACGAUCCAGCCGGAAGCCAAGGCAAAAGCGAAGAAGACGACGAACAAGUCUCCGAAGAAGACGACCCAGAUGAGCUCGCUCAAGACUCGGAAGACGAAUCCGAAGACGACUCUCAGAGGUCAGCUGAAGCCGAGCAAGGUGACAUAACUGUCCCGACGCACUACCAGAGCCCGUCGCUGGCGCAACAGACCCUUCGCGAGCAGGGUGAUCAGGACGAAGACAUGGCGGAAGACAACAGCGCGGAGCAGGCAGUCGGCAUGGAAGCUCAACGGCCUGAUACCUCCCACCCCGAUGUCGACAUAAACACCGUCGCGGACUUCAAAUCGGACCGUCCCGGCGAGCUGAUUCAGAAUUCAAUCUCGCCAGCGGCUGUCUCCGCCCUUGCUUCCGGCCUGCCAAACGGCUUUACGAGCGGAACCAUCACUCAGCUGCCUGCUGAUCUCGAAGGCGACGGUGUGCCCGACAGCGAGGUGGAGCCCGAAGAGCUGGACGACGAUCUGCGCUGGUCUGACAUCGAGGCUGACCAGGGCGAUGACGACGAACCAACCGAUGCUGAGAGUCUUGACCGGCUAGCAUCCGCGGACGCUGCCUACCGCUCGAUUCAAGGCUCACAGACCAUGCCCGGCUUUGUUUCCGCCGCCCACAUCUUGGCCGAUAUUCAAGCUACAAACGCUGAGGCCAAGAUCGAGGACCCAGCAGCGGCGAACGACCUCCCGAGACACGAUGAGGGUCCCAUUGAUCCGCAGUUGCUUGCCGACCUUGACGUCGAGGCAAUCGCAGGUACGACCUCCACCGCCGACGAUGCUGAGAGCGCAAUUCAGGUCGAAGUGCAGGGCAACUCGGACAGCCAGACAGAGGCCGACAUUUUUGACGCCUUUACUCGCCAGGACGCAGCAUCAGAGCUUCGCGAGCCUCUCGACGAAGGCCAGAAGGACGGCGAGGAUACGGCGACGGCGAGUGUCGACGCGGAUCAGGAGAGGGACGUCGAUGCACCGGGAGAGGCUGAAUCGAUCGCGCCGGUAAUUGCCUUCCAGCCUGUCGAGGUCGCCCAACAUGAUGCCUCGGUCGCCGCUGGUGACGGAGAGGAGAUCUCUCAGCCGGCAAGGGACGGCGAUCAACCGACGGAUAUGAUCAGCGAAGAACGAGAACAGCCGGAUAUGUCUCUCGACGCGCCGGUCCAAGACGAAGUCGGAGAAGUUCCGGACGGUCAGGCGAUCGACAAGGUGGACGGUGCCUUUGUCUCAAAUGACGAGGCCGUCGCGGCUGUCGAGACCCAACAGGUCUCCAAUGCUUCUCCCCCUCAUCCAGCACAAGAAGAGGACAGAGCCUCCACGGACCUAGAAGAGCCCGCCCAAAAGCCGGUCCUCAUGCGCAUCGAGAGCACAGAUGUGCAGGAGGCGGACAUAGAAGACAAUGGCGAAGAAGAGGCAGCUCCCGAAGAGGCCAUCAUCCAGAUUCCUAGCGCCUCCUCGCUCGCUGCCAUCGCGGCGAAGGCUGACUCGGAGUCUGAGGCGGACGUGGCCGAAGCCGGCAAGAUCGUAACGAGCGUGACCGUCGCGGACGACGACACGAACGGGCCCGCGCCCCCCGUCGACAACGAAGCUGCUAGCGGUGAAACCGAAGCCGUCCAUGUAUCAAUCCCGCUCGAGGUCCUUGUCCAGGCGCAGGAGGAGGAAGCCAUUCUCAGCGGCGAUCUUGCCGAUCGAGACAGCAGCAUCGAGCGACAAGCGGUGCCUGCGGCAGUCGAGUCUCCCGUCGCCGAUCAAGACGACGAGGCGCGAGUGCAGAGCGACCAGGAUCUCGCUGGAGAGCCUGUCGAGGCGGAUGCUGAGUUGCUGACAGAGGCAGCGACCGAGACAGAGGAACGCGCGCCACCAUCUACUCUGGACGAGGUUGUUGCAACAGUGACAGGUCAGGAGAGCGUGGAUGAGGGUUCCCAGCUUGCCGACAAUCACGCACGCGACGAAGUUCCCAGCGGCGAGUCGCCAACAAGCAUUGCCACUGCGGCGCCGACCGUCCCUGAAAUCGAGGUGGAAAGGAAGGACGCCGAGGAGACGCCCGCCGCCGUCCACCCUAUGCAUUUGUCCCCAGUCCGGGUCCCGCCGUCGCCGGCUUCCUCAGAUCGCCGAUCGACCUCCAGCUUCACGCCCUCAGCCAAUCGUCAAGGCAAUCGUCACUUACACGGCACUGCCAAGCGCAGCUUCUUUGCGCAGGUCACCGAAGUCGCAUCUGGGUUUGCCAGCAACCUGACUGCGCCUCUUCGUGCCAUCCCAUCUUUGCUUCCCAUUAGCGAGAAGCGGUCGGAGGAGACUCGCGAGAGCAACGAAAACGCAGACGACGCGGCGCCCGUAGAGAACGUGGCUCAAGACGAUGUUCCAACCGAGAGCCAACGACAGACGACCCGCUCGCGCAAACCUGCAGAGGCUUCCAAGUUCACCAUGAACACGCGCUCUCACUGCAUCUGCCGGAAAUUGCAGCUGACCAAGGUAGAGGGCGCUCCGGUCUUCAUCGUUCCAGGCUGCUCCAUCGACUACCAAAAAGCGCAAGCCGAAGCCGCCACAGACCUCGGUCCUACAGACGAAAGCUUGGCUGAAGAAUGGCUCACCGUCGAUCCGGACUUCCUUCCCAUGGACGUGCACCACAUGCUCAGCCGCGUCAUUGGUCUCCAGUUUCUCAACGAAGGCAUUUGCGUUGAGCCGGGCUCCUCGGCGGCCGAGAUGGUGUUUGCUGGAUGGGAUCUCGACGAAGAUCUCGUCUCGUCUCGUGAUGAGAUUCAAAAGCGCGAUCCGGACAUGGAGCCUGAUCUUGUAGCUGACGAGCAGGCUCCAACGGACGCUUUGAAGCAAAAGGCGCUUGCACACCAGACGGAGGAUGACGCUGACGAUGCAGAUCCGACGCAGACAGAUGGUGCUGCCACAGUGGAGGCCGAAACUCUCGACGAUGAUAUGCAAAGCCAGGAGCCCGAGACACCUUCGCGAGCCAUGAGGCGAAGUGCGCGUCACCGACGAAACAGCAGCGUCGCAUCGACGUCGUCACCUCAUCGGGCACCUCACCACCCAGACGCGAAUAGCCCCAAUGCCGACUAUCUUCCUGACGACGAGAGGCGUCGUCUGCUCAAGGAUAGGCACCCAGCAACGCCGGCGCGUGGCGAUGUUUCCAUUGCAUCGCUCGAGGAGCAAUUCCAAGCCGACGAAGACACGGAGGACGUCAAGGCAGAUGGUCCUGAUUUCACGAGUGGGGCCGAGCAGGAGCUUUCGUCGCCCAGGGCAAAGGGGAAACGCAACCGAGGCCGAAAGAGCCAAGCCACGACCAAACAAUUCGCACAAGACGAGCGAGGGAUGGAGCCAGGUGAUGCUGAGCUGCCUUUGGAGGGACCCAAAGCCAAGAAAGCUCGCGGCCGUACAUCAGCCGCUCCUGGAAACGUUGCGGCUGACGAAGCUCCUGUCGACGAUCCCAAGGACGUCGAAGAAGCUGCGAUGGUUGAAGAUGCCCUCGAGCGCGCGGUUCCUCCACCGAAAAGGCCUCGCCGUGGCCGAAAGACGCAAGAAGCGGCCGAUGCAAACGGGCAGAAGCAGGAGACGAAGACCGGCGGAGAAGAGGAGUCAGACAAGCCACAGAACGGGUCGAGGAGCACGCGUUCCGUCAAGGCUAACGAGGAACAGGCGUCGCAGGAGACCGACAGCAAGCCCGAAGACGAAGCUGGAUCGGAGGCAAAGCAGCCGCAGAAGGGACGACAGAGCGGCAAAGGAGGGAGAAAGCGCAAGCAGUCUGUUGAUCAGGAGGAGCCCGAUACCGCCACAGAGGCAGCGACACCUGUCGGGAAGGUGGCCAAGGCCGACGAUGCAGACAGUGUCAAGGCGCAGCCACGCCGUAGUCGUCGGUCGCAGGGAGGCGCGUCUGCGCAGAGCCCGAGCCCUAGCAAGGCGAGCCCGGGCAAGGCCUCGAAGCGCAAGAACAUCCUGAAGCUCAGCUGA